This is a messenger RNA of Oppiella nova, 1479 nucleotides long. The record is from the annotation of a GenBank genome assembly. Lineage: Eukaryota; Metazoa; Arthropoda; Arachnida; Sarcoptiformes; Oppiidae.
CACAUUUUCAGUGGAAAAGUGAUAAACAAUUCAUUCAUUCAUUGCUUUCAUUGACUCUUAAAUGCAAUUCAAAUGUCUUUUAUUAAACACUAUUUGCGACCAAAACCUCUUCAGUCGAUGCGAUGGUUAAGAGGUUUGUGUCAUCAGUCGGCCAAUGAAUCCAAACAUUUACCCAAAGAUAAGAUAAUUACGAAAAUGAAUGUUAAGAACGCGUUGAGGUGUCAGCCGUCGGAUCAGUUGAUCGCCAUUUCGGGUUGGGUGAAGUCGAGUCGCAAACAAAAGCCGAUAUUUCUUCACAUAAACGACGGAUCAGUUCAUAAACACAUUCAAGUGGUGAUCAAUGAAGACGUGGUCCACACAUUAGCCAAAGAGUUACAUAACGGAUGUUGUGUCCGAUGUGUGGGUCGUUUGGUGAAGAGUCCGGGACCUAAACAACCGGUGGAACUGUUGUGUCAGUCCAUUGAUAUCAUGGGUUCUUGCGAUCCAAACGCCUAUCCAUUUGUGGACAAAAGCCUCGACUAUAAGACUCAAUACUUUCGACAGUUUCCGCACUUAAGGCAAAGACAACCGUUGUUUCAGUCGUUGGCGCGACUCAGGAGUGAAGCCAUGAAUGCCAUCCAUAUGUAUGGCCGACAACACGACUUCACGAACGUUACGACACCUCUGCUUACGUCCAACGACUGCGAGGGCGGCGGACAUGUCUUCACUGUUAAGUCCCCAUUUUGUACAGAAGACAACCUCUACUUCAAUAGACAGACCUAUUUGUCGGUCUCGAGUCAACUCCAUUUGGAGGCGAUGGCCCGAUCUUUGAGUCGAGUCUACACUUUGAGCCAAUGUUUUAGAGCCGAACAAUCGCUGUCCAGAAGACAUUUGGCGGAGUUUUUGAUGUAUGAAUCGGAAGAAGCAAUGACAUACAAUGAGGCGAUUGAAACGUUGAGAAAGACUACAAAAUAUGAAGAUUUAAAAAGUGGACAAAAUCUGAACGCAGAACAGGAAAGACUAUUAGUUGAAUGUAUGGAUAAUAUUCCCGUUUUUGUCACUCAUUUCCCGGCAAAUGUAUUUAUUCAGUAUAUUCUGUUGACUAAUAGACCUGCUCUGUGUUUUGAUUUAUUGGCUCCGAUUUCCGGUGAGAUCUGUGGCGGAAGUGUUCGCGAAGACUCGCUCACAGAACUCGAGAAUCGUAUCAAUGAUCUCAAAAUGAGUGAUAGUCUCGACUGGUAUUUGGAUUUAAGACGCUUCGGGAAUACGAUUACCGGCGGGUAUGGCAUAGGAUUUGAUAGACUCAUGCAAACUAUGACAGGUAUUCCCAAUAUCAGGGAUGUGUCGACUUUUCCCAGAUUUCUACACAAUUGUUUGCUUUGAACGAAAAUUUUUCAAUACAAUCAUUGAAUUAUCAAUUCAUUUGCCACUGCUUUAUACCGGUUGUCUGUUUUUAAAUGAAAUUUAUAUACAAAUUCUUUAAAAUAAAUUAUUUAUUAU